This is a messenger RNA of Populus euphratica (Euphrates poplar), 3176 nucleotides long. RefSeq names its product DNA/RNA helicase protein. The transcript has 3 exons. The record is from RefSeq and is a predicted model, not a curated record. Gene Ontology annotation, cellular component: nucleus. Gene Ontology annotation, molecular function: ATP-dependent activity, acting on DNA; nucleic acid binding; hydrolase activity, acting on acid anhydrides, in phosphorus-containing anhydrides. Gene Ontology annotation, biological process: DNA repair. NCBI's taxonomy places the organism in Eukaryota, Viridiplantae, Streptophyta, Magnoliopsida, Malpighiales, Salicaceae. The coding region runs from base 239 to 2881 and encodes 880 amino acids.
AACAGUCAGUUAUACUGUAGAUAAAGACCGACCAGCUCCUCUCUCUAUAUCUCUUUCUCUCUCAAGACCCGCCCUUUUAGACUCUCCAAUUCAAACACAAAAAUUAAAAACGGCACAACCUGCUACAUGUCUUAAUCUCACAGAUUCUUGAACGCCACAAAACACCUCUGGCUAACCCACCGUUCAUCGACUCGAAAGACACAGAAAGACUCGAACUUUCUUUGAUUUUCUUACUUUAAUGGAAGAAUUUCAAGAGGAUCAUGAAGACCCAGUGAGCCUUUACAUGUCUCUUGAUAAUUGGCAGGAUUGUUCUUAUUUACAAGAAACCCCAAAUGAGUCAUUCAUGGUUGGUUUUGUUAUAGCCAAUAUAGUGGGUUUACAGUACUACUCAGGCACAAUUACUGGCCGUGAAUUGGUUGGUCUUGUGAGGGAACCACUUAACCCUUUUGAUCAGAAUGCUUUAAAGGUACUGAACACUAGGUGUCUUCAAGUGGGUCACAUUGAAAGGUCAGUUGCUGCUGUUUUAUCUCCUUUAAUUGAUUCAAAUAUGAUUAAUGUUGAAGGUAUAGUGCCUAAUUCUAGGAGUGGUGGUAAUAAGUAUAAAAUUCCCUGUCAAGUUCAUGUCUUUGCUAGGGUAGAGGAUUUUGAGAGUGUUAAAACUGCGAUUUCGCGAGGUGGCUUGGUUUUACUUUCUCAAAUGGAAGUAGGUUUUGGGUUAUCUGAGGCUAUGGUGGUUAAAGAAAAGAAUAAGAAAAGUGGGCUAAAGAGUUUGGAUGAGAUAUUUAAAUUGGUUGAUGAGAACGUGAAUAAGAAAGGGAAAUUGGGGGCUUUAGAGCCUCCAAAGGAAGUGAUAAAGUCUCAACUUUUUGAGCAUCAAAAAGAAGGGUUAUGGUGGUUGGUUAAUAGAGAGAAUUCUGGUGAACUACCUCCUUUUUGGGAGGAGAAAGAUGGGGAGUUUGUGAAUGUUUUGACGAAUUAUCAUACUAAUAGGAGACCAGAGCCCCUGCGAGGUGGGAUUUUUGCUGAUGAUAUGGGGUUGGGCAAGACUCUAGCUUUACUUUCUUUGAUUGCUUUUGAUAAAUGUGGUGGUGCUACUGGUGUUGUUGGAGGCAAUAAAGACAAUGUUGCUGAAGAAAUAGGUGGGGAUGAUGAGGAUGUAUCUGUUUCUGGUAGUAGGAAGGGUAAGAGGGGUAGAGUGAGUAAAAAGGUCAUUGGAGGACGGAAAAAGCGUAAAGUUGAGGAUACCCUUUCAGAUGGAAAUGUGAAGGGAAAGUCUGUCCUCAUGGCUGAUAAGUCUUCUGGUGUUCCAUGUACUAAGACUACAUUAAUUGUGUGCCCUCCUGCUGUAUUUUCAACAUGGAUAACUCAGCUAGAGGAGCACACUCAGCGUGGGUCAUUGGGUGUAUAUAUGUAUUAUGGGGAAAGGACUAGAGAAGUUGAGGAGCUUAAGAAGCAUGAUAUAGUAUUGACAACAUAUUCUACUUUGGCUGCCGAGGACCCAUGGGAAGACUCCCCUAUGAAGAAGAUUGACUGGUGCCGAGUCAUUUUGGAUGAGGCGCAUGUGAUUAAGAAUGCAAAUUCUCAGCAAAGUCGAGCAGUUACCAAAUUGAAUGCUAAGCGGAGAUGGGUUGUUACAGGAACGCCUAUCCAGAAUGGAUCACUUGAUUUGUUUUCUCUGAUGGCCUUUUUGAGGUUCGAGCCAUUCUCCAUCAAGAGCUACUGGCAAAGCCUAUUACAGAGGCCACUUGCUCAGGGUAACAAAAAAGGGCUCUCGCGACUGCAGGUUUUAAUGGCAACCAUUUCUUUACGGAGAACAAAAGAUAAGGGUGUAGUUGGAUUGCCAUCAAAAACUGUAGAGACACAUUACAUCGAACUUUCUGGUGAAGAACGUGAACUGUAUGAUCAGAUGGAAGCAGAAGCCAAGGGUGUUGUCCAAAAUUUUAUCAACACCAACAAUCUAAUGCGCAACUUUUCGACUGUACUUUGUAUAAUUUUACGACUUCGCCAGAUAUGUAAUGAUUUGGCAUUGUGUCCUUCUGAUCUGAAGUCACUCCUCCCCUCUAACAGUAUUGAAGAUGUAUCCAGUAACCCAGAAUUGCUUAUGAAGAUGGUCACGGUGCUACAAGAUGGUGAAGAUUUUGACUGUCCGAUAUGCAUUUGUCCGCCAACUGAGACUGUAAUAACACGCUGCGCUCACAUAUUUUGCCGACCAUGCAUUUUGAAAACCCUGCAGCGCGCCAAACAAUGCUGUCCACUUUGUCGCCGUCCUCUAUCCGUGUCUGACCUGUUCUCAGCCCCUCCUGAAUCUUCUGCUUCUGACAACGCAAACACAUCUUCAAGAACAACUACGUCUUCUAAAGUCUCAGCUCUCAUAAAACUCUUGAUAACAUCGAGGGCUGAAAACCCUGCAAGAAAGUCAGUAGUUUUUUCACAAUUCCAGAAGAUGUUGGUAUUACUUGAGGAGCCACUAAAAGAAUCUGGUUUCAAGAUCUUGCGGUUAGAUGGGUCAAUGAAUGCAAAAAAGAGAGCUCAAGUUAUCAAGCAAUUUGGAGUGCCAGGACCAGAUGGACCCACAGUUCUGCUUGCAAGUCUAAAGGCUUCAGGAGCUGGUAUAAACCUUGCAGUUGCUUCCAGAGUCUACUUGUUGGAGCCAUGGUGGAAUCCAGCAGUUGAGGAACAGGCUAUGGACCGUGUCCACCGUAUUGGACAGGAGGAGGAUGUAACAGUUGUGCGGCUGAUCGCUCAAAGCAGCAUUGAAGAGAGGAUAUUAGAGAUGCAGGAAAGGAAGAAGAAACUGGCAAAAGAAGCUUUUGGAAGGCGAGGAACAAAGACCCAAAGGGAGGUUGGCAUAGACGAUCUCCGUGCACUUAUGUCCUUGUGAGUUCUGACUCUCACAGCAUUUCCAUGUGUAUGGAUUCACUCAACACUUAAUCAUACAUGUAGUGUAUAAUCCGGAUAGGUUUAUGCAGCUUCAAUGGCGUCCUGGUUUCUUUGGGCGGGCGGCGGCGGGGGGGUAUACAACUUAAGGUGCAGAUGAUGCACAGGCACAAGGCUUGUAACCAUGCAAAACUUUUGGACAAGUUAGCCAUCUAUCUUUAAUUUUUGAACAAAAAACAUCCUUGAUGGUUAGUUUUUAAAAUUUAAGAGCUUGGUAAUCACUAAGAAUUCUUAUGUUU